This is a messenger RNA of Hydatigera taeniaeformis, 2037 nucleotides long. NCBI's taxonomy places the organism in Eukaryota, Metazoa, Platyhelminthes, Cestoda, Cyclophyllidea, Taeniidae. The record is from the annotation of a GenBank genome assembly.
AUGGACGGUGGUGGUCGGUAUUCCCGCUCAUGGAAAUGUCAGGUUUCUGUUGGAGAACUUUACAGGUGGAUAUUGGCUAAACUGUCAGAUAAAGAUAUUAAACGUGCUCUCCAUAAGUACAGAGAUCUCAUGCCUCGUCAAUCGGACUGGAAUCGUAAACUUACUCAAGCAACUAAUAUUCCCGAGUUGGGUUUUCGAUACCUCUAUCGCUGUGGACAAAUCGAUGAAACUAACCAUCGAACAAUGCAAAAGAUGCUCAAAUAUAUUGAUCGGCAGGAUGUCCUGCCCUACUUCGACACGAUUUUAUACAACACAAACAAUGCUAAUUGCUCUAUAGAAGAACUACAAAAAUCAUUACUCGAUAGGGUUGAUGUCUUUCUGAGGGCCUCUACAGCUCUUACUGAGGACGAGGUUCAUCCUGAUCUGCCAUAUGAAGUUCAUCAGUGUCAACCCCUUGCAGAUCGUAGGCUGACCAGGUCACUGAGUAAACGCAAAUAUUCUGAGGGGCCUUUACAGUGUGUGACAGUGGCGAAGCGACCUCGUCGUAGCUCUAUAUCUCUUCUGCCCCCAUCUCCAGGCGAGAUAUCAACGGUUCCUUCAGAUUCUUCGCCCUUGGAUGGUUCCCUGAUGCAUGACCUAGUCAAUAGCUGCUGUUGCCAAGUUCACUCGGCCAUAAUGGCUUGCACUCUAGCCGGGCCAUCAAUGCAGACGAUUCUCAACGCCUCUCUGGUUAGCAUGUUGGCUGUGCUCCACUUCACCCUUUCCCAUGCUUUUGGUUCGGCAAAUCAGUCAAGUACCUCCCCCAUUGCUUCCGCCUCUUACGCUAUUUCCAACCCCACCACCAAUACCACUCCACCCCUUGCUCCCAAUUCCACCGCUAUGUUUCACACUCCUGGUGCUCUCUCGCACUCCCGUCUUCUUGCUGCAAUGCCCCAUUUGGUCUCCAUGGUACGGUUACACAUGUCUUCCUUCACUUACCCCUUGCGGAUUCCUCAGGGAUUUAGACCGGCUUCGGAGCCAACCGCCCCUCACUUGUCCUUGCAUCACCCCACUCUUGCGGUGCCUCAGAAUGGUGACCUCUUCCAGCGCCGAAUUCUCCUUACCGGAGGUGUAGGUAUCACGGCCUCGCCAAACGAUUCGUGCAUUCACUACUACUGUCGUAUUCGGCUUCGCGUUAAAGUCGAUAUUGGAUCCUCGCGGGAGGCUUUGAACCUGAUUCACGUGGAUCGGCCUGAUCCUUUCACCCGUCAGGUGGAUAUGUUCUUGCAAGCCUCAAACCUUCUUCGCUCCCGUUGUCCCAGUGAGUAUAUUUGCAGCCUACGAUUUAACCGACUUCAUCAUCUGGAGGCCUUCUGGCAUGAUUACACUACUGGCGCGCUCAGAAAAAUGCUGAUGGCGAAUCUACUGAAUCCAGAAACUCUUAGUCUAGUGGGUUUGGGUUCAUGGGCGAUUGGCGACGAUAGUUCUGGUCCGAGGAGCACGUCAAACGUCACGGAGAGGUUCGGUAGACGCGGGGAUGCCAGAUUUUCAUCGUCGCGCCAAUCACGCCGAGGUCGAACUUCCCGUAGUCGCUCCUCGUCUUCAAGACCAUCUGUGACGGAAAUGGGGAAUUCAGUGAUGCCCUCAAUAUCUCUACCAUCAGCUUCACAAAAGUAUACACCACUAGAGUCGCUUCGACGAGCACUUCUGUCUGUACGUCGUUAUCUGUUCCAUCUCUCCAUUGUGGAACCACAAUCGGUCUCACCACUUCAACAACCAGCUCCGCAUCAUCACGAUGUACCACCCCCACCACCGCAUCUGCAGCAUCAACAACCUGUCUCCCCUCCCAGUGACUUUGAUCUCUUUCUCUUCGUAUCACGUCGUGAGUACGAAAAUUCACGACUUCUGUUGAUGCGUAAUGAGCGGACCAUUCCGAGCCUAUGCCGCCUUGUAGCUGCCUCACAGUUUAUGCCCACUCCUUCAACCGCAGCUAUCACUGCGGCUGCUCCGAUUUCAUCGCCAUCUAGUAGAUCUCCUCAGGGCCAAUCAUAUUCCUAG